GUAAAGCUGCAUUUGACGCACGAAGCAUCAUAUAAAAAUGAGGCGUAAUUAUCAAAGUGUGGAACAUAAUAAACAAUGUUUCUGUGUUGUUUAUCAUUAGUAGACUCAAGAUCAUUACCUCAGGCAGCUCCAGGGUCCAGUGGUUUGGGGUCCGGUGGUUCAGGGACCAGUGGUUCGGGGACCGGUGGUUCGGGGACCGGUGGUUCGGGGUCCGGUGGUUCGGGGUCCGGUGGUUCGGGGACCGGUGGUUCGGGGUUGAAAGUACCAGUAUUUCAUAUUUUUAAUUUCUUCUUUUUUGUACUGCACAUGUACCAACCAGUCAUUUCUUUAUUUAAUUGCUUUAUUAUUAUUAUUAAUUUACACUGCACGUGUUCACAACAGGCUACAUUGGAUAUUGUCAUUGCUUCUAAUGUAUCUCUUUUUAUUUUAGAUUGUCUCUAUUCUUAUUUCAUUUUCCCUCGUGCUGCUGUGUCAAAGUUCAAUUUGCUACACAGGGAUCAAUGAAGGUUCAUCUUCAUCUUCCUCUUCAUCUUCUUUUAUAGCCCACUGUUUUAUUUCUGACAGAAAAUGUUUGUUCCAGUUUGAAAAGUAAGAAAACGGAACAUCUGGACUCGUCCUGGCAGCAGCUGCACAUCUGUACAGAUGUGUGUUUCAUCUGUUCCCUACAGUAAAAAUAAAAGCUGCCAUUUUCUUUAUGUACUUGACUUUGUUUCCCAAUAAACCACUUGAAUAAAAGUUGUUUUAUAUUCAAACUAACACAUGAUAAGGACACACGGAGUGUUUUGCAGCAGCUCAGGAACCAGGUUCUGCAGAGGCUUUGUUCCUCAGAGGGGCGGAACCACAGAACACACGGGUCCGGUCUGAGGGGGAGGGGGAGGAGGAGGAGGAGGAGGAAGAGUCCACACGGUCACCGAACGCCUUUGUGUCCGCAGAAGCAGCAAAACUUCCCCCGACAGCAGGCGAGGAAUCCCGGCGUCAGCAGCCGCCGCGCCCCGCUGGAGGAGCGGGGGACAUUAGUGAAGCAAGAGACGGAUGUGGAUGGUGUGUGAGGAGGAGGAGGGAAAACUUGGAGCAACAGAGAGAAUAAAGGAGGAGUGGAGGGGCGUUUAUUGUUCGGAUCUCCAGACGCAUAAUCGAGUCCGACAGAACCCGGAUCGAUCUGAUCCACCAGGAGUCCGGAACAAAUGGAGGCCAGGGAGAGUGAGGAGUCAGGAGGCUCCUCCAGGGAUCAGUGUUCACACCUCGGUGCAGCAGCUGCUGACAUGCCGCCACAGAUCAGCGCAGAAAACUGCUACAAGCUUCUGACAAAAGCCAAGAGCGAGGGCGCGGAGGGCGCGAAGCAGCGGCUCUACCGAUACAUGAGCGACCACUACCUGCACGUACUGCGGACUCCCGCCGUGUACGGCCGGCUGACAGCGGGGGAGAGAGAGCACAUCCUGGCACGGAGGAUGGAGGGGAGGAAGGUGCUGGCGGUGGCCGAGAGUAGCGAGGUGUGCGACCGCGCGGGGAGCCGGGACAAUAGCCGGCCGCAGAGUCCGCUGCUGCCCGCCCCGGAGGACCACAACCACCGGCGGGUGUUCUGCCUCCACCCGGACACUCAGCAGUGGGAGGUGCUGACCAGCCUGCCGGAGGAGGUCCCGGCAAAAGGCUCCGGGAUGUGCACCAUGUACAACUACCUGUUCGUGGCGGGGGGGAUCAGGGCGGAGGGGGACGGCCGCUCCAGGGCGUCGGAUCGGGUCUUCUGCUACAACCCGCUGACCGGCCUCUGGAGCCAGGUCCGGCCGCUGACCCAGCCCCGCUGCCAGCUCCGACUGGUCUCCAUGGACGGAUACCUGUACGCCAUCGGGGGGGAGUGUCUGUUCACGGUGGAGCGCUACGACCCGCGCGCGGACAGGUGGAGUCAGGUGGCGCCACUGCCCAGAGGCUCCUUCGCGGUGGCGCACGAGGCGACUUCUUGCGGCGGGGAGCUGUUCGUGUCCGGAGGCUCGCUCUUCUACCGGCUGCUGCGCUACGACUCCCGCCGCGACGAGUGGGAGGAGUGUCCGUUCAACGAGAGCCGGCGGCGGUCCACGGACAUGGUGGCGCGCCGCGGCCUCGUGUACCGCUUCGACGUGGACCGGGAACGCGCGGGAGUGAAGGUGUACAAGUACAACACGGUGGUGAAGGUGUGGCUCGGCGGCGCGAGCUUCCCGCUGGAGAACCCGCUGCCGUUCCGCUGUGCGGUGCUCGAGGACCGGAUCUACUGCGUCAACCGGAGCCAGACGCUGCAGUUCGAGGUGCGGGAGGAGGGGGAGGGGUUCCUGCCGGACGUCCUGCCCCCCCCCGCAGAGGCCAGAGGAGCCCUGGUGCCCUUUGUCCUCUGUCUGAACCGGGACAAGUCUCCAGGACCAGGACCUGAACCCGGUCCAAAAAAGUGCUAACACGUGAACCUGCCUCCUUCCUCCUCCUCUUCUUCUUCUUUUUCUUCUUCUUCUUCUUUUUCUUGUUCUUCUUCUUCUUCUUCUUCUUCUUCUUCUUCCUCUUCUUCAGCUGUGCCUUUAUCUUUUAUUCCCGCUUUAACCGACGUUUAAUGAAAGUUUAUGUUUCCACUUGUUGCUGCAUGAAAACCAGAUGUUUGUUUAGUCCAGCUGCAGCAGACAUCUGGAGCAGAGACUGUACAGGUGAGCAUCUGGUCACUCCACCUGCCGGCUCCUUAUCAAACAGCUAAAACAAACACUCUGUUACCUGCAUGUGAGGUCAUCCUCUCCAGUGUGACAUCAUCAAAGUGUUUUUGGCUCCGCCCCCUGUCGGUCUGAGUCUCUUGAACACAAACAAACAGCAAACUGAAUGUCAGACAAGGUCAAAGGUCAAAGGUCAUGUUCUGAUUGUUAAGCCUGAGAUGAAACAACACUUGUGUCUCUCUCUGAUCAUCUUAUAAAAAUAAUAAAAAAGGCGGGAAAGUUGCUGCUUCCAGCUGCUCAACA
Molecule: messenger RNA, 2963 nt
Organism: Seriola aureovittata
Lineage: Eukaryota; Metazoa; Chordata; Actinopteri; Carangiformes; Carangidae
Product: kelch repeat and BTB domain-containing protein 11-like
Exons: 1
Coding region: 1185-2420 (411 amino acids)
Molecular function (GO): protein binding
Source: RefSeq, a predicted model, not a curated record